AUGCCUGAGGGUGAGAGCAGACUGUUGAUCUCAAAGAGGAGGGGGGGGGACAGGGAUCAGAGGGGAACAGGGAGAGAGGGGAAAAAACAGAUUCAUUUCUGUGACACUAUCUACGCUAUCGAGGACUCCAUGAACACGGAUUGCAGGAGAGAGGUUACUGCCGCGUGA
This is a messenger RNA of Laccaria bicolor S238N-H82, 168 nucleotides long. RefSeq lists its product as uncharacterized. NCBI's taxonomy places the organism in Eukaryota, Fungi, Basidiomycota, Agaricomycetes, Agaricales, Hydnangiaceae. The transcript has a single exon. The record is from RefSeq and is a predicted model, not a curated record. Bases 1 to 168 code for a protein of 55 amino acids.